Molecule: messenger RNA, 2379 nt
Organism: Magnusiomyces paraingens
Lineage: Eukaryota; Fungi; Ascomycota; Dipodascomycetes; Dipodascales; Dipodascaceae
Exons: 2
Coding region: 1-2379 (792 amino acids)
Biological process (GO): DNA integration
Molecular function (GO): nucleic acid binding; zinc ion binding
Source: RefSeq, a predicted model, not a curated record
AUGACUUCCCGUGUCACAGUUCAACAGGUUAUGGGCCGCACUUCGGCUUAUAUUAAUCUUACUUCCUCUGAAAAACUCACUCCUCUCAACUAUCAUGUCUGGGCUACCAAGAUCCUUUUGGGUCUUCGUGCAAUGAAUAAUGGUGUCCACCUUUAUGUCGAAGCUGGUACUGUCAAUCCAGCUGCUAAUGAAUCCCUCGAAGACCUCACCGCCUCGCUUGACACCGUCGUCCAUGAUGUUAUCCUCAACAAUAUUUCUCCUGAGUUGAUCGAACAUGUUAAUGAUGUGGCCAUUAGAGGCCGUGACCUCUGGCUUUAUCUUCAUCAGGAGUAUAGUCAACUUCAACCCGCCGAUGUCAUCUCACUUAUGAAAUCCCUCUAUGCUGGCAAUAUUGAUGUUGGUCCAAAGUUUGUUUCUUCUGUUCGUUCUUAUGUUGCUACAUGGCGUUCCAUCUACCAAUCAUUGUCGCCUGAUUCGGUUGUGGCCUUCAACGCUUUGGCCUCAAUGGGUCCCAAUUGUGAGCGCUUCAUCCAGUACGCCUUGGAGCACCGCUUUGAUAGUAACAACAAUACUGACAACCUUGAUAUCAACAACUUCAUCCGGAACACUGAUAAAUGGGCCAAGUUGUUGAAGAUUACUGACCCUCCAGCUACUCUUUCGACUGAAGCGUUCGUUGCUUCAUCAAAGAAGUACAAUAACAAAUCUAAGGGUGAUGGUAUUAAAUGUUUCCGUUGUAAGAGGCGUGGUCAUACUUCCAACAAUUGUCAUGUCUCUUGGGAAGAGGUUCAGGCUGCUCGCCAAGAUAAUAAGGAUGACAAGGAAUCUAAGGAGGCUAAAACCUCAAGAGGUUGGUUUGCUGAGACUAUUGAUGAAUUUUCUGAGAUAGUUGAUGAUGAUCCAUUUGUGAGUUCCGCUUUUGUGUCCGAGACAUCUGUUGUUUCUGAAAAGUUUCGUAACAGUUGCUCCGAGUCGUUUGAUGAUUUGGAAUCCGAACUUUUGAUUCUUCUGAGCCGUGUGUCGGCGAUGAAGAUUGUUUUGUUGGUCAAGUUUCUGAGUAUUGUUCAAACUCAGGACUUGAUAUUGAUUCAGUUGGUAAACCGUUUGUUGGUUCCACUGAUGAUUCUUGUUUUAUUUCUGAACCUCACAUUUGCAAUAACAUCUCAUAUUUUUUCUCUUCGUCCCACUUCGGCUACCAUUCGUGGUCUUGGUUCUGCUACUGCUGAGGGGGUUGGCGACAUUGUCGUUGAUCUUCUUGGUAAAGAUGACCAGCCUUGUGACCGCGUUGUUCUUCGAGAUGUUUUAUAUGUUCCUAAGAUUCCUCGCAAUUUAUUUGCUGCUCGUCGAGCUACUGCUGGUGGUUGUCGGUUCAUUCAAGACCUUAACCAUAUUUCUGCUGUCGAAAAUGGCAAAACUCGAGUCCACGCCAUUGCCAUGGGUGACUUGUACUUUUGUCGUUUCCGAGUUGUUUUGCCUUCCAAGCCAGUCCAUGAGGUGUUUGCUGUUGAGUCGUCUGCCAAUCUUUGGCACAAGCGACUUGGUCACGCCAGUGUGGACGUUCUCAAGAAAUUAUCUAAGUCACUUUCUGUCAAGCCUACUCAUUUUGAGGUUGUGGAUAGUCAUAAGUGUGACGCUUGCUUGGGUGGCAAAGCCACAGCAUUGCCAUUUAAUGGUACCACAGAAAAAGCUAGUCGUCCUUUGGAAUUAUUUGUUUCUGAUUUGAGCGGUCCUCAUGUCGCUACCCCUGUGGGUCAUCGUUAUGUCUUAACCAUUAUGGAUUAUUAUUCCAGGUACUCUUAUGUGGAGUUGUUGGUUAGGAAAAGUGAUGCAAGUCUUGCCAUUCGUAAUUUUAUUGCUAGGUGUGAAUCUUAUUUUUCUGGUGAUUCUGCUGGUGAUCGAGUUGCAUAUUUUCAUUCUGAUAAUGGCGGCGAAUACAUUUCCAAAGACCUGGAGCAGUUCUUUGUGUCUAAGGGUAUCAAGCAUACUUAUACAGUUCCUCAUACUCCUCAGCAAAAUGGUGUUGCUGAGCGAUUGAAUCGCACAUUAUUUGAAAAAGCCAAGUCUAUGCUUUUAUAUGCUCAUGCUCCUGAGUAUUUAUGGGGUGAAGCUGUCAAGUCUGCUAAUUAUAUUAGGAACCGUCUUCCUAGUCGUACCACUGGUGGUGUUGCACCUCUUCAACUUUGGACGGGUAAACCUCCUAGUUAUCACCAUAUGAAAGUAUUUGGUUGUCAAGCUAUGUUGAGCAUGCAAUGUUGUCGCAAACUAGUGCAGUUGAUAAUGCACGUGAGUUUGGGUGGGAAACUAUGGUUGACAAUCUAUGUUUAUUUUAGUUACAGCCGCAUUAGGUUUAAGCCCUUAUGUGACUGUGGUUACCCUCCUUAA